GUGUUUAGCUGAGAGUGCUGUGAGCAUGUUAAAUAAACACUGUUCAUAUUAAGAGGUGAAACAAUGUGAGAAAACUGUGUGAGACCAGAACACUUUCUGAGAGGAUUUUAUGGGAGUCCACGAAGAGUGGAAUUAAGUUGGAGUACUCUAAAAAACUUUUCUGAUUUUAGACAAAGUUCAUGGAGGGAAAGCAUACACUGAGCUUGGAGAACACCUCCCUGCACUUGAACAUUUCAGCAAGGCUAAACAAUUCCUAUCCAGUGUCCUUGCCUGGCUUGCAGUACAGCGAAGGAGAGGUGGUCUUAAUUAGCAUCUUAAUGGUGAUCCUGAUUGUAGGCAUUGUUUUUGGCAAUGUGCUGGUCAUCAGUGCUAUUGUAAAAUUUCAGCGUUUGCAGACGGUCACCAACUACUUCAUCAGCUCCUUAGCCUGCGCAGAUCUGGUCAUGGGCCUCAUGGUAGUGCCAUUUGGUGCAUGCUACAUUCUCCUCAACAAGUGGCACUUCGGAAAAUUAUUUUGCGAGUUUUGGACGGCUACAGAUGUAUUGUGUGUGACUGCUAGCAUUGAGACGUUAUGCGUGAUUGCCCUGGACCGGUACAUGGCAAUUAUGUGGCCUUUGCGCUAUCAGUCAAUGCUUACGAAGCGGAAGGCCUGUGGGGUGCUUCUAGGGGUGUGGGCAGUGGCCGCCCUCAUCUCUUUCCUGCCCAUCCACAUGAAGUGGUGGGUGUCAGAUGAACCUGAGGCACUGAGCUGCUUGGAGAACCCAACCUGCUGUGACUUCACCACUAACACUGCCUAUGCUGUGACCUCCUCCAUUAUCUCCUUCUACAUCCCGUUGGUCAUUAUGGCAUUUGUGUACAGCCGGGUCUUCCAGGAGGCCUGUAGACAGCUUCAGAAAAUCGACCGCAUAGAAGGGCACAUACGCACACAGAGCUUCAGCACCCAGGUGGGAAACGAGGUAAAGAACCGGAAGACCAAGUUCUGCAUGAAGGACCACAAAGCUCUGAAGACUUUAGGAAUCAUCAUGGGAACUUUCACCCUCUGUUGGCUCCCAUUUUUUGUUCUUAAUGUGGUGGCAGCCAUCUGGAAGAUGCACAACAUCAUGUUGCCAUUCAGGAUUUUGAACUGGAUCGGCUACACCAACUCCGCCUUCAACCCCUUGAUCUACUGCAGGAGUCCUGAGUUUAGAUGCGCAUUUCAGGAGAUCCUGUGCUGGAGAACUUCUCAACUACCUUCUACAAAGAAAAACAAGGGAUAUAACUACAGCAGCCACAUAUGGCCACGAGUCGACAUGAAGAUCACCGGACAACGAGAGUCCUCACCAGCUUGCGAAACAGAAAUGGGUGCUAACUGUUUAACUGCAGGUACCAAAAACAUUGUAAUAAAAUUGUGACAUCCAACAUUUGAA
Molecule: messenger RNA, 1406 nt
Organism: Carassius gibelio (silver crucian carp)
Lineage: Eukaryota; Metazoa; Chordata; Actinopteri; Cypriniformes; Cyprinidae
Gene: adrb2b
Product: adrenoceptor beta 2, surface b
Exons: 2
Coding region: 180-1391 (403 amino acids)
Biological process (GO): negative regulation of smooth muscle contraction; adenylate cyclase-activating adrenergic receptor signaling pathway; norepinephrine-epinephrine-mediated vasodilation involved in regulation of systemic arterial blood pressure
Cellular component (GO): membrane
Molecular function (GO): beta2-adrenergic receptor activity; norepinephrine binding
Source: RefSeq, a predicted model, not a curated record